This is a messenger RNA of Prorocentrum cordatum, 774 nucleotides long. NCBI's taxonomy places the organism in Eukaryota, Dinophyceae, Prorocentrales, Prorocentraceae. The record is from the annotation of a GenBank genome assembly.
GGACGCCGUGUCGUUCAUCCCCGAGCCACGGGGCCAGGGGGUGCAGGACGGGCACGCCGCUUCCGAGGUGCUCAUUGAAGGCGUGCGGGUGGAGCACGAGGGGCAGACGGAUGCCGGUGCUGGUGCUGAGGACCCUGCCACAGGUGCCUUCGGCCCGUCGCCGUAUGCCGUGGCCAGCAGUUGUGAGGACUGCGAGGGCGUUUGUUGCAGCAGCGAAGAGAGCGGCCUAGGUGCGGGGCUUGGUACGGGAGACGCGGACGGGGCCCUGGCCUGCUCUGCCAGUCCCGCCACCUCUUCGGGGCCCAGCUGCGACGUCCUGGAGUACUUGGUCCGCUACGAUGCGGUGGUGCUAAGCAGCGGAGGCAACGACCCACCGCGCGAGGAGAGGGUCGCAGUUGCCGUGCGCGGCGAUGCCGUUGUGGGGGCCACCUGGUGGCGUGCGCGGGCGAGCGUGGCUUGCGCUUGGCUCGGAGUGCCCGACGCUGAGGAGCCCCUGCACGACGAGGGAGCCGCAGGAGCGAGGGGCCAGGAGUCGGACGAUCAGCAGGAGGAGCCGCGCGGGAGGCGCCUCGAGCGGGCUUUCCUGCUGGAGAGGGCCGAGGCGUUCGAGAGCCUCCAGGCGCGAUUCGCGCGGCUAGCAGCCCAAGCCUCGCGGGUGCGGGAGCUGGCUGGCGCGCGAGAGGUGCACGAACUGGUGGGCGCGAGGCUGUGCUCCAUGGAUCUGACCGUGGACAGCGUUGACGCCGUGCACUACCUGGAGGAGCUCCACCGAGC